AUGGUCCUUGAUCAUGCUCCGGUCACGGGACUUACGCUUUUAUUUAUGACAAUUUCCACCAAGAUCAAUCAUGAAAGGUAUAAACCAGUCAAUGGACACGUGCCCUUCCCGCUGGCUUUGCGCGGACUGAAUCAGCCCGGGGUGUCAACAUUAGCGUGUAUCUUUGCGUACGCCCGACACCUGGCGGUUGAGGUGGCCCCCUUUGGCGUCCUGGGUACCUCCCUGCAGGAUAUCCUCCUCGCCACGAGUGUGAUUGUUCAGAUGCGCGUCCUCGAGCGGCGUUGGGGGCCUAGCUACUUCCUAUCUUUCUUACUGUCCUCGUCCGCUAUUGGCGUGGCCGCCUUACAUCUUUUAGUUACCGAGAGCACGUAUGGGGAGCGAAUGCCUCUGGAGUCGCUGCGACUGCUUUCUGCCGGGGCCUCCCUGGUCACCUUUGCCGGGCUCGCCACGCGUUACCUCCAUGAGAUUCCUUUGCGCAGCGAUUUCUGCAUCCGCGUGCCGGGCACCAGUAUGGCCUUCACCGAGAAGGCGACGUUCGUUCUCCCGCUGUUGAAGCUGAUACUCGCUCCGGACGGCGAGCUCCAGUCUCCAUCCCACCGCCGGCGGGCGGUGGUGGUGGAUAUCGGGCUCUGGACGCGCAUUUUGCUCGCGCUCGUGGGGGUGCUGCUGGGGUUGAUGUCCGCGCACCCGGGUUGGUUCUCCUGUUGGCUGGAACUCUUCAGCAAAUGCAUAUGCCGCCCGAUCAUCAACUUUCUCCGCCCACUACUGACCUAUUUGUUCGGCCCUCCGAAUCUCGUGGAGCACGCCGUUCCGAGGCAGCAGCAGCGGAGCCACCGAGGCGGCGCCCCUACUGGAGGCGUCGCCAUCCCUGGCAUGCCGACGAGCGCCUCACCAAUCCGCGAGGACGGCGGCCGCAUUGCGGUGGAUAAUCUCAGUGGGGGAGGGGCAAUAACCGAGGAUGAUCAUUUAUUGUUUUUUUUUCAAGGAAAUGUUGAUCAUCCACUGCGGCGUAGGGGCGUGCAGGGCGGUCCGGUUUCAACUGAUGCCGCCCUUUCUAGGCCUCGUUCUAGACGAGGCGGUGCGGCUUCGCCUAGUCGGUCCGUUCCACAGGAGUCCAUUUCCCCUGCUUACGAAGGCUCGAUAGCUUACAUUCAGGAGAUGGGGCUUCCACGCAGUCGGGCUGAGAUUCUGGUCGCCCUGCGCGAGACUCAUGGGGAUGUGAACAACGCGAUUGAAUUGCUUUUGAGCGAUAUGUAG
This is a messenger RNA of Phytomonas sp. EM1, 1257 nucleotides long. The record is from the annotation of a GenBank genome assembly. Lineage: Eukaryota; Euglenozoa; Kinetoplastea; Trypanosomatida; Trypanosomatidae.